UCAGUCCGAGUAGUGUGAACUCGCUUCUUCUUCUCUCCUCCGUUCCUUCCUUCCUUCCAUCCUUUCCUUUACUGCGUUUAUCAGUUUAGCUUCACUGCUCUGGCAUAUUAUUAAACAUGACUCACCAAACAUAAAUUAAAUAUGGAAGUAGAAGAUAAAUAUUUUUCUCAUACAGACAAGUUAGUUUGGUUUUAAAAAUCGAAUUGUCGGCAAUAAUGAUACAAAAUAACAUCUGUUAAAGACAGAUAGCUUGAGAACUUAAAAAUAAUGACCGAUAAAUGAUUCUGAAUGUUCAGCCUCUUUGUCCUCUGCAACAUGACAUUAGCCCACAGUUGUCAUAUGAGACAUGUGGUUUUCCUGUGAACAAGCUCCACAUCUGCUUUUCUAUUGAAACAUUUAUUCUUUGUCCCAGUCACAGCCACCAUCUUCUGUGAAGUCAGACUAACAGUAUGUAUGUAGCUGUCUAAAUAAUGACCUUGUUCAUCCCUGAUAUGGCUGGUCGUCUGUUUUUGCUCAUCCUCCUUUUCGAUACCUUCCAGUACCUCAAAGCCAAAGAUCUUCCUCAGCCCAGUCUGACAGUGAUUCCUGCAGUCAUCAAAGAGAGAGACUCAGUUCAGCUGAACUGUCAGACUCCUCCAUCUGUCUCUGAGUGUUACUUCAAAAUGGAAGGGCAAGUGGAAUUCACCCUACCAUCACCCUGUCAACAGGAACUCACAGGAACACUACUGGUGAGGUGGACAGGUCAGAGUUCACCAGCUGAGGUCAAAAUACAAUGUCAGUACAGUGCUACAGGUUCACAGUUUAGAUCCAUGUUCAGUGAGCCUUCAACAGUCACAAUUCAGGACAUUCCUCAGCUGACAGUGAGUUCUACAGUCAUCAGAGAGACAGAAUCAGUUCAGCUGAGUUGUGAGACUCCUCCAUCUCGCCAUGUGUCUAACUGUUACUUCUACAUAGAGGUGGGGAAGAUUUUUCCAAGGUCAUUGUGUACGCAGACAAUAACAGGAACUGAGCUGCUGAAGAGGGCAGGUCCAACAUUUCCAGCUGUGGUCAAAGUGAAAUGUUACUAUGCUGUAGGGAGGUCUCACACAUCUCCUUUAAGUAACCCUGUCUCAGUCACUGUUCAGGGUAAGUAGGUGGUUUAUAAAAUGAUACACUUCACUGUUAUACCGUAUUAAUUAUGCUCGUUCUGAAAAUGAGAUCUUCUGUUGUAUUUCUUAAACGUCUUCAUUUCACAUAAUGAUAGGAUUUACUGUACUUUGUACAAACAUAAAUGCUGACAUAGUUGAACAUUUUAUUAAUGGAUCUACCAUACUGUUAGUAUGUAUGGAUUAGCUGUAAUGUUUUUAAAUGCAACUUUCAAAGAGACACACCUCCUCCCAGGCUGGCCGUUCUACAGUCAUCAGAGAGAGAGACUCAGUUCAGCUGAGCUGUCAGACUCCUCCAUCUGUCUCUGUGUCUCACUGUUACUUCUACACAGAGGGGAGAGAUCCUAAACACUCACCCUGUACACGUUCACUCACGGGGACUGAGCUGCUCUCGUGGGCAGGUCAAAGUUCAUCUGCUGAGAUCAAACUGAGAUAUCUUUACACAGUAGAAACUUACUAUCCAUCGAUGCACAGUGGUUCUGUCUCUCUUACUAUUCUUGGUAAGAAAUGUUAUAUUCAGAUUCUCUUGAAUGAUUCUGUUUAAAUCACAAUCUCAUCCAAUGUCAUUUCAAAAUAGUUGUUGUGAAGACAAAUAUUUGAAAUGUAUAUGUCAGAAGUAGAGUUCUAAGAUCCCACGGCAAACAACCACAGAGACAGGCCAAAGUACAAUCAAAGGUUCUUUAUAAACUCAUCUUUACACAGUAAUACACAGUAUCACUACGGUCCUAUAAGAAACGUAUAAAUAGGCUGGGAUUUAGGGCUGUAGGCUAACUAGAAGCAACGGGCCAAACUAAACCUUCCGAGCAGGGUUUUUUCGUUCGGUUCUACCCGAGCAGGAUUAGUUCGGCUCUACCCAAACAGGGUUCGGCUCUUCCUCCCGAGCAGGGAUCAUUAGUUGAUGGCUGGUCUGGUAGUCGAUUGCUGGUUUGGUGUUCAAUGGCAGGUCACCUUCUGUCCCUCGCUCUGCACCGGCCUGGCUGUGUGGUAGAGUUGGGUGUAGCCUCUCAGCUGCGUCAGGCGUGUCCCCCGUGUCUGUAGUCGUGGGGGACAGAAAAUAUACAAUUAGAGGAUGUACUGGCCAACAAUUGGUGUCACACUCACACGUUCGCAACAAGCACUUUCCUUUAGUAGUGCAAUAGAGAGCAUUGUGAUUUGUGUCUUUCCAACAGCAAGCGACCAGCGGAGACGAGAAGCUUGUCGGUUGAGAGGUCCCUGGUUCAGUUCCUUUUAACUCUAGUUCUGAGGCGUGUUUAGCGAUUGGUUUGGGGAGGCAGGAGGUGAUAGAGAAUCAUCUCAAUGUCACUUUAGUCCAUGUUAAUCUGUGGAAUCACAGCACACCAUACAAGCAAGCAAAAUAGUCCAUGCGAUUCAAUUUGAUUUCACACGUGAGCAUGUAAGGAAUUAAGUGAAAGGAAAUCGUUGUAAACACACAGCACACAUGAUU
This is a messenger RNA of Salmo salar (Atlantic salmon), 2589 nucleotides long. The record is from RefSeq and is a predicted model, not a curated record. Lineage: Eukaryota; Metazoa; Chordata; Actinopteri; Salmoniformes; Salmonidae.